AUGGAUCAUGAUGAAGACUACAAAUCACUUUUAAUCCGGAACGACUCGUCUGAUGCUAUUCUAACACUGUACGUGUAUCCCCAUUGGUGCUGCUGGAUCUCCAAGGAAUCGAAAAUAAUAUAUCCCAGCGACAAGUAUCUCUACCGUAGUAAGAAGAGAUUUCAGUUCGAGGUGGUUGCCAGAUUUGAUAAUCGGAAAGACAAGAAAAGCGAAGAUGAUAGCCAAACUGACAAAAAAGAUGAAGAAGACAAGUAAGACAAGCAAGACAAGCCAAAAAAGAAAAAACAGGUCCUCAGAGAAGUUCAACAAUGGAAGGAAGAUAAACUAUUGAAGAUAACUGGGUUUUUUGGUUCAGAGUCACUUGAUGUCGUUGAGGGAGAUCUUACCUAUUACCCUGAAGAUAAACAAAUAUGCCUUCGAAAACUACAGCGAGACAAAGAGCUUAAAGUAACUAGCGGAGGACGUAACCUGUAUGAGAUUUUAGGUCUUGACAUGGCCACGGUACGUAAAAUGUCAAAGGAAGAACAAAACGAAGCAAUCAGAAGAGGAUAUCGCACACAAAUACGUCGAUGGCAUCCUGAUAACAAUUGUGGAGAUGAAGAGAUCGCCAAAGAGAUCAUCAAGGCCUACAAGGUCUUAGAAGAUGAAGCUCUACGUGCGCGUUACAACAAUCUGGCUGACUACGACGGGGGUUGGCUUUCCUGGAGUCGUUACAAGGCAAUUUUCAAGCCCGAGUGCGUCAAUGAAGAACAGAAGAAGGCUUACAGAAAAAGAAUGGGCAUGUUUGCUGCGUCAGUUGCGAUGACAGCCAUAGGUAUUGGUGUGACUGUUGGCACCGCUGGAUUGGCAGCACCAGCGCUGGUAGCAGUUGGAGCGGUUUUUGGAGGUGGAUUUAUCGGAGGUGGAUUUCAAUCCUUGCAGCACACUUUAAAUCAGCGAGCCAUUGUAGACGAUUGUCUGUUUAAAGAAUGGCUGAUGAAAGCAGGGAUUGGCUUCCUUGGAGGAGCCGCUACUGGAGGUGCAGCUGCAGGCUUUACAGCAGCGAUAACCGGUCUUGGAAGCGCGGCUUUGGAGUCAGCUGCCAUCACUGCCGGUCAGUACAUAGGCGUUGGAGCAGCAACUGGUGCUACAGGUGGUGUUGCAGCUUCUAUUGCUUCAGAUGCAGGACGAAAGUUUGUUGAUGGUGAACAGAUCACUUGGAAGCAGGCUGUUGGACAUGCAGUGGUCGGCGGUGUAAUAGGUGCUGCUACAGGGAUCGCUGGAGGGGCCGUCACUAAAGCCAUUGUGGCAGGCCAAGCAUCUGCCGCAUCUGCCAUCUUGAAGGUGAGAUUGCUGAACAACUAG
Messenger RNA from Porites lobata, 1344 nucleotides. NCBI's taxonomy places the organism in Eukaryota, Metazoa, Cnidaria, Anthozoa, Scleractinia, Poritidae. The record is from the annotation of a GenBank genome assembly.